UUCGCCCAUUGCUCUCUUCCAGCUUCCUCUCUCAUCACACAGCUUACAUUCCAUGAAGCAAUGAGCUUUGAUCCCGACGAGAUUCACACAUUCGGUUUUAGCGAUUCCUGAUUGAUCUCUUGCGGUGCUCAGGACUAACUACUGAUGAUGGAGACGAGGCCGAAUCCUCUGCUCGUGCGUGUGGCAACAGUGUUGAUCGUCUGCUGCGUCGCCUUCCGGAUCAGAGCUUCUGACAAUGCGAUAUUUUACGAGCCAUUUGAUGAGACUUUCGAGGGACGCUGGACGGCGUCCGAUAUUGAUGACUACCAAGGUGUAUGGAGACAUGCCAAAAGUGAAGGACAUGAUGAUUACGGACUUCUUGUCAGUGAGAAGGCUCGGAAAUAUGCAAUCGUGAAGGAGCUUGAUGAGAUAGUGAGCCUCAAGGACGGGACAGUCGUUCUGCAGUAUGAGGUGCGGCUCCAGAACGGACUAGAAUGUGGCGGUGCCUACCUGAAAUACCUUCGACCUCAGGACGCUGGAUGGAAAGCCAAAGAAUUUGAUAACGAGUCUCCUUACUCGAUUAUGUUUGGACCAGACAAAUGCGGGUUAACGAACAAGGUCCAUUUCAUUUUCAAGCACAAGAAUCCUAAGAGUGGGGAAUACGUCGAGCACCAUCUCAAGUACCCUCCUGCUGUGCCUUCCGACAAGUUCUCCCAUGUCUAUACAGCAAUACUGAGACCAGAUAACGAGCUUAGGAUAUUGGUAGAUGGGGAGGAAAAGAGUGCGGUAAAUUUCCUGUCGUCGGAAGACUUUGAGCCGCCUUUGAUGCCUGCGAAAACAAUUACCGACCCGGAUGAUAAGAAGCCUGAGGACUGGGAUGAACGAGAAAAGAUCCCAGACCCAGAUGCAGUGAAACCCGAUGAUUGGGACGAGGAUGCUCCUAUGCAAAUCGAGGAUGAGGAAGCUGUUAAGCCUGAAGGGUGGCUCAAUGAUGAGCCAGAAGAGAUUGAUGAUCCUGAUGCUACAAAGCCCGAGGAUUGGAAUGAUGAGGAAGAUGGUGGAUGGGAACCCCCCAAGAUCCCGAAUAUGAAGUGUCAGAUGGCUCCGGGAUGUGGCGAAUGGAAGAGGCCGAUGAAAAUCAACCCCGCUUACAAAGGAAAGUGGCAAGCUCCUCUAAUUGAUAAUCCAAAUUAUAAAGGCACCUGGAAGCCCCGAGAAAUCCCCAACCUCGACUAUUUUGAGCUCGACAGACCUGAUUUUGAGCCUAUAGCAGCCAUCGGUAUUGAGAUAUGGACAAUGCAGGAUGGGAUUUUGUUUGACAAUAUUGUGAUUGCCAGUGAUGAGAAGAAAGCAGAGUCAUAUCGCAAAACAGCGUGGAAAUCCAAGUUUGAGAAGGAAAAGAAGAAAGCUGAGGAAGAAGCUGCCGGUUUGGAUGCCCCCUCGGCCUUCCAAAAGAAAGUUUUCGACCUUCUCUACAAGGUAGCAGACAUUCCAUUCCUGAAGGCACACAAGCAGAAGAUAUUGGAUCUCCUCGAGAAGGCAGAAAAACAGCCGAUGAUCACUAUCGGGGUGCUUGCAUCUAUUGCUGUCGUGAUCUUGACGGUGUGCCUCAGCGUCCUCUUUGGGGGCAAGAAGCCUGAGGUCAACGUCCCAGAGAGGAGGACUGAAGCGGCUCCCCGUACUUCUGAUAAUAGAAGUGACCGUGGAGUGAAAGAAGAUGAUGCAGCAACCGGUCCUGCUCGGAGGCGGUCUACUAGAAGGGAAACUUGAGCAGCAAUGCUGCUAUAGGGACAUCUUUGGCUGCCUCUAAAGCUUCAGGGUCUCCAGUAGAGCAGAGAGAAGCUGGUGGAAGUUGAAUUUGUUCAUUCUUUUCGUAGUUCGGUUUUCUGCAUUUUCCUCGAACAUUCAUUAUUUAUUAUGCUCGGUUAGUUUUUUUGUAUUACUCGGUAGCUCAAAAUGCAAUUUUGGAAGAGAAGCAGGAUGUCUUGGUUACUUGUCAUGCUUGGUUAGUUUUUGCUGUUUUACUCGUUCUGUAAAGUCGGUCGAGCAUAGAUGUAUAAAAAUUCUAUUAGGCUCGCCUUUUGACACAA
This is a messenger RNA of Punica granatum (pomegranate), 2069 nucleotides long. NCBI's taxonomy places the organism in Eukaryota, Viridiplantae, Streptophyta, Magnoliopsida, Myrtales, Lythraceae. The record is from RefSeq and is a predicted model, not a curated record.